AUUUAUCUGAACACUCUGACCAUACGUCUCUUCCUUCUUGGGUGGACUGAUUCACGAUAUACUGGCACGGCUGUAAAGGCGCCACCACGGGCACUUAAUCGUUUUUGACGCAUAUUUUUCAGUGAAUGACCUUGGCCGUCCCACGCGACGUUCACUUGCGAAGGGAAAACGUGGGAGAAUCAGCUGCUGACAACAAAAAUCUCCUCACGGAAGCGGACGCCAGAUCUCGAGACAGAAAAUACCCCAAUCGUCAUCGACGGGUAUCUAUCGAUGACGGUUCUGUGUUCCCCACGUUGUUCCGUCCGUCUUCUGCACCUGCGUCGGCAAAAGCUGCGUCCGGUGCAGCAGACUUUCCCCACCGCGCUGGGAAGUGGACGAAACAAAAACAGUAAAGUUGAAUCGUUGUCUGGCAGUCGAGGAGUCUCACAACUGUUCAACUGUUCGUGGCUGGUGGAGUUUCCUUUUGAUCCCCUUUUGCAUUCCGUCACCCUGUGGGCCCCAUCUCUUUCACUAAGCACGAUGCAGGGCAUGGAAGUUCAGCCUCACAUCAGACUCCGCAAGGAGGAUGUGGAGCCGGUCGUCAUUAUUGUUGGUGACCCUGCGCGGACGGAGGAAGUCGCAAACAUGUGCGAGAAAAAGCAGGAGUUGGCAUACAACCGUGAAUACCGGUCUUUCAGAGUCGUGUACGACAGCCAGCCCAUCACUGUGAUCUCUCACGGUAUUGGCUGCCCGGGUACUUCGAUCGCCAUCGAAGAACUGGCGUAUCUUGGCGCUAAGGUGAUCAUUCGCGCGGGCACGUGCGGAAGCUUGAAGCCGAAGACACUGAAGCAAGGAGACGUGUGUGUUACCUACGCAGCGGUCAAUGAAACUGGUCUCAUUUCAAACAUCCUUCCUGAGGGUUUCCCCUGUGUUGCGACUCCCCACGUGUACCAAGCACUGAUGGAUGCCGCCAAGGAACUCGGAAUUGAGGCCGCCUCUGGCAUCGGCGUCACACAAGAUUACUUCUACCAAAACGGUAUUCUGCCAUCGAAGCUGGAAAUGUAUUCCAAGUGCUGCGACGUUAUCGACAUGGAGAUGUCCGGUGUCCUCGGUCUGUGCCAGGCUCGUGGCAUCGCGACGUGUGGCAUCCUUGCUGUGGACGGGUCUCCGCUUCAGUGGGAUGAAGGUGACUAUGACGCAACUGGAGUGAAGGCAACCACUGGGAAGGAGAACAUGAUCAAGAUUACUCUCAAGGCAUGUGCGAAUCUGCGUCGCCAGUACUAAAUGUACCCAACUUUGUAGAUACAGCGGUGCUUGCUUGUGUAUUGUAGAUUUGUCACUCUUGUAUAUACACCCGUUGUCCGUUGAGGGGGCCUACCGUGGCUGACAACCCUAACGUGGCAGAUGUCACUAAAAUACACAGAUUUGAAAGUAUGCUGGCGUAGAGGACUGGUAAAACUAGUGUAUAGAAUCGCGGGUGACCAGGAUAUGGGUCGGCAGGCUGUCUAAGCAGGCACCCUACUGUCUUCCUGUUCCAGGGCUGCAUCGUAUUGUACCACCUCGUUACAGCGUGGUUCCAGUUUCGUGUAUUUAAAUGUACAACAAAUUUCACAGUAAUGUAGCAAAUAACUCUCAGAGGGGAUCGUCAGCACCGCCGAAGUGUCGGCUGUGUCAGUCCCUAUUCUGUCCACUUCCCUGAAGAUGGGACGUGGUCGUGACUGCAGGUGUUUUUUGUUCGUCCGUCGAGCGUGUAUGUUAGGCUCUGGUCUCCGAACAGUGAAAGACACACGGGAUGUUUCCCCCGUAAGUUGCCAAUGCGUUUCAGUAGCAUAUGAGUUUUCUUUCGCUGCCACGACUUCGGUGGGCCGUUGGGAUUCCAAAAAGUUGGAUUUGCAGUUGAAGAAACCCUACGGGCUUCUCGAAAGCAUCUCAA
Messenger RNA from Toxoplasma gondii ME49, 1912 nucleotides. It is a transcript of the gene PNP, whose product is annotated as Purine nucleoside phosphorylase. The record is from RefSeq and is a predicted model, not a curated record. Gene Ontology annotation, molecular function: uridine phosphorylase activity. Gene Ontology annotation, biological process: uridine catabolic process. Gene Ontology annotation, cellular component: cytosol. The transcript is spliced from 4 exons. The coding region runs from base 271 to 1263 and encodes 330 amino acids. Lineage: Eukaryota; Apicomplexa; Conoidasida; Eucoccidiorida; Sarcocystidae.